UGAGAUGUACAAUUCUUGUUAGUGCACAGACCUGCCCAUGGCCAAACGAUCGAGUCCCACUCUCGUGGUCGAACCACGUGUCCAAAUAACGCGCGAAUAAAAAUAGCGACACUCGUGACUCGACAGCAGCUGCUAACGUCUCUGUAUCUUGAAGAAGCCCAUCUCUUUCUCUCUCUAAAUUCCACUGCCCAAUGUCUUUCUCUCUCUAAACUCCAAUCCUCGCCUUCACAUAGCCUGCAAAAGUGGCCACAUUCACUGUAGAAAAGGACAAGGGCUUCCCCUCUCUCUUAAAAACUAGGGUUAAAUACUUAAAUCACUUGCUCGAAGAAUUCUAAGCUUGUCUUUCAUGGCGGCCACAAAAUUCCUCUUAUUGCUUGUGGUUUUGGUAUUUUCUUUGAGCUCAAAGUCUUCAGUGGGCACUGAAAAGGUUUCUCUGGAUCUGUAUUAUGAGAGCCUUUGCCCUUACUCCGCCAGGUUCUUUGUUAAUUAUUUGGACGAUUUGUUCUCUAAUGGCCUUAUCGACAUCGUCGACCUUCGUCUGAUCCCUUAUGGAAACGCCAGGGUUGGAUCCAACAACACAAUUAGCUGCCAGCAUGGCCCCUAUGAGUGCUUGCUGAACACUGUGGAAGCAUGUGUUAUAGAUGUCUGGCCUAAUGUGGGUGAACACUUUCCCUUUAUCAAUUGCAUUGAAACCCUUGUUGCGGACCACAAGUAUUUAGAUUGGCAAUCGUGUUUCGUGAAAGCUUUCUCGGGCUUCCAACGCGUUGCAGACUGCUACAAUAGUGGAUACGGGAAAAAGCUUGAACUACAAUAUGCAGCAGAAACUAAUGCUCUACAACCUCCUCAUACGUAUGUUCCUUGGGUGGUCGUUGAUGGGCAACCACUUUACAAGGACUAUGAAAAUGUAGGAGCUUAUGUGUGUAAAGCCUACAAAGGAAGUUUGCCUCCGGCUUGUAAUUCAGCUGCAGUACUGACCUCAGCUUCACUCCUGAGCACUGUGAACCAUCAGAAGAAGCAUGUGACCGAUGCUGGAGAGGAGGCGGCAAUAGCCAUUCCUACUGAACCAGAGGGGCAUUGGAAAUUUGUUACGUGAGGGAUAGAUCUCCACUUCCUCUCUCUUGGAAGGAUAUGUUCAUUUGAGGUCCUUGUCCAUAGCAGGUUUGCUUUUAUUGUGCCAUCGGAUGGUUCAUAUUUUAUGUAAAUAAACGUUAUUACUGAAAUCCGUGAGACCAUAUUUUAUGUAAAUAAACGUUAUUACUGAAAUCUGUGAGACCACAAGCGGUAUUGAAGGUGGUAUUUUGAAGAGCUUAAUAAAUGAACCAUGUAAGUAUAGAUAGUUGUUGAGUGUUGACUCCUAUUGGUGAUAGCUUGAGUGUGUACAGAGUAUUAAUAGAACAAAGUGUUGUCAUGAUCA
Molecule: messenger RNA, 1414 nt
Organism: Amborella trichopoda
Lineage: Eukaryota; Viridiplantae; Streptophyta; Magnoliopsida; Amborellales; Amborellaceae
Product: gamma-interferon-responsive lysosomal thiol protein
Molecular function (GO): oxidoreductase activity, acting on a sulfur group of donors, disulfide as acceptor
Source: RefSeq, a predicted model, not a curated record